Molecule: messenger RNA, 1977 nt
Organism: Aureobasidium pullulans EXF-150
Lineage: Eukaryota; Fungi; Ascomycota; Dothideomycetes; Dothideales; Saccotheciaceae
Exons: 1
Coding region: 259-1944 (561 amino acids)
Source: RefSeq, a predicted model, not a curated record
CUCCAAAAGAUGCUCCUUUCAGUGGCUGUGGAGAUGCGUGACUAUCUCCAAGCAAGUUCUUGAGGAGCUUAUCAGGAAAUCACUCUUACGAGAGGUUUUCAGCUGUUCCGAAAGGAUCAUGCCAGUCUCUAUCCAUGUGGUUAGCAGAUCUUGGCACGAAAGAGUCAGUCAACCAACUAAGGAAGCAGCCACCCAUGAGAUGUUGGUUGCGACUGCAUCCCCGUGUGCUGACCCUGUCACGCGCUCGUCGCUGUCAAAAUGCACGAUUCUUUCCAAAUCGAAGCUGUUUCCGUUGAGAUACCAUCAUCAUCAACAUCAUCAUCAAUGGCUUUUGCAUUAUUUACACCCCGUCGCCUCGGCUUACAGGAGCGAUAUCAACUUGCUCAAGCUCAAUGUGGGUCAAUGCCUUUGAUCACGCUGGUCGUAUCGCUACCCAACGACACACAUCAAGGGGAACUCAGGCGUCAGAUCAUGUUCAACUGUGAAGCUCUCCUGGCCCUGCACCCGAUACUCUCUGCGACUAUCGACGAACGCCUUACUCGCCACCCCAGGUGGAAACCACACAACCCACAAAGACGCUCUGGGAGGACAAUAGUCGAUACCGAGAUCUGUUUCGCAGAUGGCGUUGAUGAAAUCGCCGCUAUAGAAGAUCGCAAGGGCCAGAACCUGGAUCUGGACAAUGGACCUCUUUGGCGUGUGGGAAUCUAUCGCACCACACUCGAAGCUGGUGAUGGCCAAUUUGUUGCUCUGACCAUCUGUCAUUUACUCACUGACGGUAUGGGUGCACUCGACCUUCUGCGCCGUAUUCUACCAAACGGUCUUGACCACAGCAAGAUAACGCCUUCGAAACCAUCGCAACUUCCACCGAAGGCAGAAGAUAGGAUAGAGUUCUAUCAAUCAAAAGCUGAACGACUCAAAAUCAGGCAAGCCGGUUCCAACGACAGAUACAGGCUGGAUUCCUUCAUGAAAGACAGAGAUGCAUGGCCCACAGAGAACGACAUCUUAGAGCGACGAAGCAGUCAAGUCAAACACAAAUCUAUCGACUUUGGUCCUAGCUACCCUGGUCAGAUCCUCGAUGGGUUGAAGUCAUAUUACAGAAAUACGACAGUACCAGGCUCCGUCCAUUCAGUACUGCACACAGCCGCCGUCGUGGCCUUAGCAGCCGUCGGGCGCAGACCUUCUACAUUGACCUGGGGUCUUGGAAACCAGAGUGUCAAGUUGAUCAGCACGGAAACACCCAUGUCACUUCGCUCAUAUCGACUCGGUCACCCAUCUUUCGGAGGUAACUACGUCGCGCCGAUCUCGAAGUCUUUUCCAACAUCGGAAUUUGGAACGUGCGACGUUGGUGAAUUCACUGGAAGAUACAAGAUGGACCUGGAUCUGCCAGAGACGAACGAAGACGCCCGCAGAAGAGUGUCAGCGCUGCAAUGGAUUCCAGAUAAGCGCCAUCCAGGAGAGAGAAGGAAGAUCAUGUUAUCGCCCCUUCCAAGAGUAUUCUUGCCGACAAUGUUCAAGGCUCUUAGAGUCCCUCCAACGCCAAUUCCCGAGGCAGGGCACGAAGUUGUCCCUGAGCCUACUGGUUGGGAGGAAUACCUUGCGCAACAGGUGAGGUCUCAGACCCCGUAUAGGGCUUCGCUAGGCAUCUCCAAUCUCGGAGUAUUCAGAUCACGCGAGGUUGACAAGAUCUGGUUUUGUCACACCAGUAUGCCUUGGGGGGUAGCGCUCAAUAUCGACGUAGUCAGCUGUACCGAUGACAUGCAGGGGGAUGAGGACAUGGAACUCACCGUUAUGGUCUCCUGGUUGGACGGAGUCAUCGAGAACAAGACAGUCGAGCGCUUCAUUCAGGCUUUCGCCAUGGUCGUCAACAAGUUCGCUUGGGCUGGCAACCACAGUCCGGAAGCAUCUUUCGCGUUACAGAAAUUGCUUCUCAAAGAUCUGGUCUAGGAGACAUAUGUCAAGCUUCCAUGAACAAUAAAU